ACCUUGACUGUACCGCGUCCAGUAGUGCCACUGACGCUGGACGAGGCGGACGUGUAUCGCUCUUCUCAACAUGAGUACCACAAAUCCAGUCCUGUAUUCGUACUACCGCAGCUCUUGCGCUUGGCGUGUCAGAAUUGCUCUGGCAUACAAAGGAGUAGAGUAUGAGUAUCGUCCAGUUCAUCUUCUCAAAAAAGAACAGGUGAGUGAUGACUAUAUGAAGCUCAACCCCAUGGGCCAGGUUCCAGCACUCGUCAUCGGUAGUCGCACAUUGACGCAGUCGAUGAGCAUCCUGGAGUACCUAGAAGAAGCCUACCCUCAAAAGCCAUUGCUACCCAAGGACUUGUUUUUGAGAGCAAAGGUGCGGGAAGUAUGCGAGGUGAUAGCCUCUGGGAUUCAGCCGCUACAAAAUCUGUCGGUGCUGCAGAAGGUUGGCGAUGAAAAGAAAAUGGAAUGGGCACAGUUCUACAUCAAUAAAGGUUUCAUUGCCUUGGAACAGCUACUAGCAGGCUGUGCAGGAAAGUUUUCAGUUGGAGAUGAAGUGACCCUGGCUGACUGCUGCCUUGUUCCCCAGGUCUAUAAUGCAUUCAGGUUUAGGGUAGAUAAAACACCAUUCCCCACAAUCAUGCGGGUCAAUGAUGCUCUCAAGGACUUGGAGCCAUUUAAAGCAGCCGAUCCCUCCAAUCAGCUCGACUGUCCGGAAGAAAUGCUAUAACCUUCGACGAAGCAAUUUUGAAAUAUGGUAAUUAGCACCUUUAGUUAGCCUGUUUUGAUAUUACUGUGCCAUACUUGAAUUACAAAUAGUUAGAUAUGGUAAUGAGGUUUGCAUUGAAGGUGAACAUUUGAGUGUGACAUCAAUGCAAGUUGCUACUUGGUUGUCUUAUAGACAACGGAUGAAAUAAAGAUAAAAUGGAAUUUCAAUUUGGUUCUGGACAAUGUUAGUACAUUCAUUAAAUAUUGGUUAGGUUAUCUUGAGGUUAUCUUGAGAUGAUUUCGGGGCUUUUUAGUGUCCCCGUGGCCCGGUCCUCGACCAGGCCUCCACCCUCAGGAAGCAUCCCGUGACAGCUGACUAACACCCAGGUACC
Messenger RNA from Procambarus clarkii (red swamp crayfish), 1082 nucleotides. Its product is annotated as probable maleylacetoacetate isomerase 2. Gene Ontology annotation, molecular function: maleylacetoacetate isomerase activity; glutathione transferase activity. NCBI's taxonomy places the organism in Eukaryota, Metazoa, Arthropoda, Malacostraca, Decapoda, Cambaridae. The record is from RefSeq and is a predicted model, not a curated record. Gene Ontology annotation, biological process: glutathione metabolic process; L-phenylalanine catabolic process. Gene Ontology annotation, cellular component: mitochondrion; cytoplasm.